AGACUACUUAAAACAGACCCCCCUCAGGAUGACCCAGAGGAGCUCCACACCGACUCAGACCUGAACCUGAACCUGGACCUGGACCUGAACCACCUGAGAACUCAGCAUGAUGUUGUUGGUGGUUUUCAACCUGCUGCAGGAGAUUUACAGGACCGACGGAGCCGGUGAGUCCGGACUUUUCUCUGUUACCUGUUUAUUUAGACUUUACUCUGACCCACGGUACGAGAGAUUUGGGGUUUUAAGAUCAGCUGAGACCAAAAAAACACAGAGAUCUCUGAACUGAGUGAGUCUGAGUAAAAAAACACUAACACUGAUCUUCAUCUGUUAUUACAGCUGCUGUUCUUGAUACUUCUGCAUUUACACACUUUUUCUGUGUGUUUAAGACAAAAAAAAGUCUAAAUUCUGCAAAAAAAUAAAAAAAAUAAGAUUUAACAGGAAAUAGACCCCCAUACUUUCAAAUCACUCCUAAAAACACAUUUUUAAAUUGGCUUUUUACCUGUGAACUGUUCUCUUAUUGUCUUUUUUAACUUUUUACAUUAUUGGUUUUAUUUGUCAAAAUUUUCUGUAUUUUAAAUUGUUUUUUUUUCUUUGUAAAGCGUCUUUGAGCAAAAGUGCAUUAUGAAUAAAAUUUAUUAUUAUCAUUAGUAUUAGUAUUAGUAUUAUUAUUCUUAAGAACAUCAACUCUAGAAAUUAACGGGUACUGCUCCUUUAAAAGAGACGGUCUGUGCAACUUAAAUACCAGACAAAAAGUCCCAGAAAACUUAAAAUACUUUUUUUUUUUUCUGAGUACUGACUGAUUAGAACAUUAGAUAUUUAAACAUUAAAUUUGUUAUUGGAUUAUUAUCUCUUCAUUUAUCUUCACAAACGUCCAGUUUUGUUUCAGCUCCACGUCUACGGCCGACAAAUCUCCCAAACUCUGACGUGAUCAGCAGAAACACCUGAAAUUAUAAUUUAAGUAUUCUGUGUUUAAAAAGUCUCUGUACUGUUUGUAAAAGACAUAAAAUAAAUCAUAUCUAAUGUUUUUAUUUUGACAUUUUACUAAUAAGAAAAAUCAAAAUACUGUCUUAUUAUUAUCUGGAGAAAAAGUCACUUUAGGGGUUCCUCAGGGCGCGACUCUCGGCCCCCUGAUCUUCUCAUAAUACUUCCCUUUAAUGAUCAUCCUGACACAGUUUCAGACGAACCUUUGAGUUCAGACCGAGUCCUUUAACAGGAUCAUUCAUGUGUUUUUAAUGUCAGAUUCACUUUAGUCUCUCUACACCUGUCUCUGCCAAAACUCCUAAAACUCCUAAAACUCCUAAAACUCCGACACUGAGCAGUUUUUUUUAAAGUGGUAGUAAACAUGGAGAUGAGAUCACUCCUGUUUUAACUCGUCUGCUCGGCUUACUGUAAAGUUUAGGGCCGGUUUUAAGAUUUGACUGAUUGUUUUAAAGCCACUAAAGGAUCCGGUCCUCGGCUGUGUUUCUGACCUUUUCACUUUUUAUGAGCCGCCUCAGUUUGAGAUCCUCGGGCCGGGUUUUUAUUUGUUCCUCAGUCCAGACUGAAGACCAAAGUGACUUAUCCAAUCAGCUGUAAAUCUGGAGGGAUUCACGAUUUCUGAUUUAUGAGUGUCUGCAAAAACACAGUCCCAGUCUGAUUCUGUUUAUGAGGAGGUUUCAGUUUAUUUGGUAAAAUACUACAAACCUCAGUUUAACUGUGUACACUUACAUGUUCAGUUUUUACAUGUUAUUAUUCAGAAUUAUUGUGUCCAGAAAAUAUCAAAAUAACUGUAUUAUUGUAUAUUUAUGGAAAACAAAGAUAUAGUUAUCUGUCUGAUUCUGUUUUUUACAGCAGCUCUGGUUUUAAUGUUUAUGCCCUCAGGGAAACGUGUCACUGAAUUCAUUUCUGCGGCUAAUAAAUGGGUUUUGUGAACGAUAAUGUGUUUCAAGGGUAAAUGAAUCAGAAAUUUAUGGAUGUUGGGAGGCAGACCUUGAGGAGAACGUUUAACUCCCACAGCAUCCAUUAAUUCCUGAUGAUGAAUAACAAAGGACGGUAUUCUGAUUAUGGUCACCUCAGAAGAAUCCAGUUAAUAGUCUUCACCAAAAGUUUGAAAUACCUGGAGGUUUGACGAACAUCCGAGGAGGUCAUUAUUGUCCCUGAAGAAGAGAAAUAAAAUCUCCAACUUUAACUUUAACAAACGGAGGAUGAGAACUUCUUGGCAACAGCAGGUGUUUCUGCUCUGAACAGCUCACACUAACGCAGAAGAACUACUGCAUCUGUAAAAUGAUUAAUAUGGUGAUUAUUACUUCAAGGGAAUGAUAAAGAAAUGAUCAUAAAUGUUCUUCCUUGAGCUGCGGCACCCCGCUGUAGUCUGUAAUGGACUGGAAGAGAGUAGGUGAGUUGUGUUUAGUCUCUUUGCUAAAGAAAUUAGUCAAAGUUAAAAAGAUGUUUGGUGUCUAGUACUAUGGCUGUGACCCUAUCUGUCCUGUUGAUGAAGUUAGGUGUGGCUAUAGAGUGGCGUUUUGGUUGGGGGCGUGGCUCUCUGUAUUGCUAUCCUGCGGUCGUUACUAAAGUUGGUAUACCUAGAGAAGGAAGCGGUCGACAACAUUCAUCUCUGGAUGUUAUGGUGGAUUUGACCCUGAAUUAAUUUUACGCCGGAAUAUCCCUUUAAGAGACAUUAUUAUUCUGCCGGACUGAAUGGACGCCCUGCAGCCAAUCAGAGGUGAGGAUCCUCCACUCUGGAGUUGUCAGGCCUCACAUGUAGCUCCAGCUGUAGUUUUUAUUGUAUUUGUGCAGCUCUGCAGACGACCUUAAACCCCUGCUGGCUCCGUGCUCUUACCGAACAGAUGUAUGAUGAUGAACUGGGAGGCUCUGCACUAUUUACUGUGAGUCUGCAUCUUCAUCAGCGCGGAUGAGAGUCAGACUCUGGUCCGGCUCUGCUCCACGUUCACUUAACAGCCAAAUUAAGUUAUUCAAGCCCCAUCUGGAAGAUUUAACGCUCCCAUUAGCAUACACCAGCAUGAGUCAGCUAUGUCCUCUGCCCCUUCUGUGCUGCUCCAGCAAACAGUUGGUCAGUCAUACGUCUCCAGCGCCGGUCGUUUAGGCUGUCAGCGGGCCAAGCGGCUGAAUUGAUCCCUCUGCUUUUAUUGGAGCAGCAGGUAGAGAGAGGAUGAACUGAUCUUUAAUGGACAGAGAGAGAGAGAGAGAGAGAGAGUGAUGACGGCUUCAUCACGGUAACAGAAUCAGACCUGUUCGCUCAAUUCAACGAGGGAAUCAGGGGUUAAUAACAGGGACUUUAAAGGGAUAUUCCCCUUUUUUCAGGGUGGACUCUGACCCUGACCCCAACAAACACUUUGGUUUAAUUUCAUGUUUUAACUCUUUUCUAUGUUCUCCAUGUUGGCCUUGGUUUCAUUCACAGUAAUCCUCUUUAUUUAGGAUAUUAGGAACAGUUCAGAUAUUUCAUGUCGAUCAUUCGGCCUCAACAAAAACUCGGCUGUCUCUGCGUCUGUUUUCUCCACCACUCCAAGGAUGACCCGAUGUUUAUUCCAGUUAGAUUCCACGCUUGGUCACAUUUCCUCUUUGACUCCGCCCUUUCUUCUGUCGGCGUUUUCUUCCCACUUUUGGCGGUGGGGCGAGCAGAAGUGGGUUUUUUUUUGCGUCCUUCUCCAUCACAGCUCCUGUAGCUAAGCUGCUACACAAUGGUAGAGUGGGAGGGGACGAGUUGGAACUACGGGAGAGGGGUGUGUCAAAUACAGCGAGGUGAUUGGAUGGAGAGAUGGAGCAGGAAAUUGACCAAUCGGAGCUGUCCGGGAUGAAUGGCUCCCAUUGGUCAAUGUUUUUGCAGUUCUGAACAGAUUUUUUCUGAUCUUUUUUUCUCUUCACUUCGUGGAGAUCGCACUGUAGGACCAUGAUCUCCAUGGAAACGAGGUUCAUCAUAAUUACCGAUCUCUUCAAUCGUCAAUCAUCCUUCAAACCGUCAGUUUUAUGUCUCCGUCGUGUUUCUGAAGAUGUUUUUAUUCCCGGGCUCAUGAACCUCCUGCUGUUUCCUCCUGAUGACCAUGAACCCUCACUCCCGCCCACUUUCCCAUCAUCCCUCAGUCCUCUCCCUGCCUCUUAAUUACACCGUUGAGGGGGCAUGAAAAGGGGAACAGAGUAUUGAUCGUUCAGCUGCACCUGGUUUCCUCUGCUGUUCUCCUGAUUCUGCACUAAGAGACUCUCGGCCUGUUGGCUCUCAGCAGAAUCAGAACCGACUCGGUGUUGCACUUUAUCAUGAUGGUCCAAAGGUUCGCUUCAUGGUAACAACUUCAUGGCGUGGGUUUAAAGUCAUCGUUUCUGACCUUUCCCAGAGUUCAUGAUGAUGUGACCUUGACAGUAUAGAAAACAACAUGAUAGAAGCCUCUAUAACCACACAGGACAGUAGGAUCUAGUAUAGAUAUUACAGCUGACGUCUUCUCUCCCUCCUCAGUCCUUGACCCCUGCUUGGCCUACAUCAGCCUGAACGAGCCCUGGAGGAACACUGACUACCACGUCAACCAGUCGUCCGGCGUUCCUCUAUGUGACAGCCACGUGUCCGGGGAGUGGUACCGCUUCACGGGCAUGGCGGGGGACGCCAUGCCCACCUUCUGCGUCUCUGAGAAUCACUGCGGCACCCACGCUCCCGUCUGGCUCAAAGGAAGCCACCCCCAACUCCACGAGGGCGCCGUCACCCUGCCCGUCUGCGCCAGCUUCAACGGGAACUGCUGCCAGUGGAACGCCACCGUGGACGUGAAGGCCUGCAGCGGAGGGUACUUUGUGUACCGGUUGCCAAGACCGUCAGUCUGCUUCCACGUUUACUGCGGGCGUACGUAUGAAAGUCUGUAGAAUUAGAGUCUCUGGAUUAUAUAUAUCUAUAAUUUUCUAUAAACAUAUAUCUAUUUAUCUAUGUUCAUCAGCCGACCCCGCAGAGCUCUGACAUGCAGACGCUAGAUCUACAGCAGAUAGAAGUCGUCUACACCACCAGGAUUUUUGAGUUUCCUUCUUUAUUUUGUCUUUUAUUUUGUGUUUUGUUCAGAUUUCUACGAUAUCUGCGAUGAGGUGGACUGCACAGGUCCCAAAUGUCCUCCGUCUGAGUGUCGCUGUGGACCGGGGACCGUCCUGGGACCGGACAGACAAACAUGUUUGGGUGAGACGGAUGAGGAGGGGGGAGGGGGAUGAUAAGUUAUGUAAGUAAAGAUAAUCGGAGAGGACAUGUGAGACGGACGGGCAGGAAAUGCUUUCUGAAAACAAGGAGAGGAAUCCGUCAGAGCGGAUUUAUUCUGUUUUGACUCCUCAGUGUUUCUGGAAAAUCUGAUUUUAUGUAAAUCUGAGUCAAACAUCAACGAUGACGGAUAAACAGAGACGAUUCAGAGGGAUCAAGAGUUUUAUUUUCACCAUCAUUUACACACAGAAACGGAUUUUAUGGUGUUUUUGUCUUCAGUCUGUUUCAGACGACAUUAAAAUGAGAGAAUUGAACUGCAGCUCCACCAGAGUCAAUAAAACUAAAGAGUUUAAGAGUAAAGAGAUGAAACUGUAGGUCAAACUUCACUUUUCAAAGUUUUUAUAUCUCUGUCAAAUUUAUGAAAACGUGAGUCUGCAGCUCGGUUAGACGCCUCUCCACCAUCUUUGUCUGACUGGGAACACUGGUUUAGCUGGAGCUCAGAGUAACAGCGUCAGAUUCACCGUCAGACUCACCGCAGUCUGAACCUGGUUGGUGUUAAAUCUGGUGAAAACUGAUGGCUGAGCUUCAUCUUCACUCUUUAUCACCCUUUAAAGGAAACUGACUGUUUUUACAUGUUUGUCUUUUUAAAUAAGAUUUGAUGGUAAAGUUUAGUACUGUAGAGUUUUCUGAAUUGAGCUGAUAAAGUCGUUUACUCUUUGAUUACAUUAAAUAACUUUCUCAGCUUUGAAACGUCGCUGAUUAGAUCCUCUCAGACCGCCUCCGUCCUUCUUCAGGUCGUAGUUUUUCUUUUUUGUUAAUUAUGCGUUGAUUACUUUUGUUUUUUUAUUUAAUUGUUGCUUAAAUAUUCACCAGAUUAGAAAAAAAUUAAGAGUUUAAAGACAGAAAUAGUGAAAAAAUCAACCGAGUGUUUACUGACUCAGAGGUGUUGGAGGUCCGAGUGUGUGUCAGGCUGAAGGUCCAGCUGAUAACAGGUGAAACUGACCAUUAUCUCAUCUCGUCUCCUCCUCUCCUCCUCCCUUUGCUCCCUCUCUCCUCCCUCCUUCAGUCCCUCCUUUGUAUUCUAGCUCAGUAUUUCCUCUCACUAACACAAACACACUCUUACAGCCUCUGAAGUCCGUCUAUCCUCCUGUUUAUCCUCCUGUUUAUCCUCCUGUUUCCUGCGUGUUUGAAGUGGACUUCCUCCAGGUUAUUAGUCCGUGCUGUGGUGGAUUAAAAUCCGACUCCCCUGAGGAUGAACUGACUCAGGUGUGUGUCUCUUUUUCAGAUGUGAAUGAGUGUGAGAAGGGGAACGGCGGCUGUGCAGAGCUGUGUGUGAACACCAAAGGCUCCAGACGCUGUGAGUGCGGGCCGGGCCGUGUGCUGGGCGAGGACGGACUCACCUGCAGAGGUACACCUGAGCUCUGAUGUUCAUGUUUCACAUCUGUCAGAGAUGGUCAGAGCAGAGAAACACUCGCCGCUCCUCCUGUUUUCCAGAGAUAGCCGGCUGUCACGUUAACAAUGGAGGCUGCAGUCACGGCUGCUCCUCGCUGCCAGAGUCGUAUCAGUGCAGCUGUCCCCGAGGGCUGGAGCUGGGAGAGGACGGACGCACAUGUCAAGGUGUGUGUGUGUGUGUGUGUGUGUGUGUGUGUGUGUGUGUGACAGGAAAGCUUUUUGAGGUUUGAAUAUCAGGCUGACAGGAGGACGAGCUGACACAACAGAUCUCGACAGUAAAGGUUACACCGUGACGCUUUUUCAGGUUUUAUAUGAGAUUUUUUCAUUUUUUCUGAGCGUCCGUGUUUUUAUCUUUUAAGUAAAUUAACAUUAAUUAAAUUAAGACAACAAAGUGAUGCUUUACUACAAACCUCUUAAUUCAAAGUGACAUGGUUCAGAUAAAACAGAGUUGUUUCCUGACUGUUUCCUUUACAAACCCACACUGCGUUCUUUUAACACUGAAUAAAUCACUUAGUGUGGAAAACACAAAAAAAGUAUGGUGGCCCUGAAGGGCAAGUGCUAACAUGUUUUAGAUAUAAAAAAUAAAAGGUUCUUAUGUUUUGAAAAAAAAAUUGGGACAUGUUUUUUUUACUUUCAUGGUUUAAAAUUUUUUUUUAAUGAAUUUUAGGUCUUUUUUGAGUUACAUUGAAUAUUUUUGAGGGGGAGUUUUUGCAACAUGUCAUUUUUUUCAUUUCAUGAAAUGUUUUUGCCUCAAGAAACAGUUUCAGAUUUAGUUUACUUCUCUGUCUACUUUAGUUUACUUUAGAAAUAAAGUUUGCUUGAAUAAAAUGUCAAUGUAGUUAAUAUUUUAUUUAAUUGAUGAAGUUUUUUUUCAUACUAUUUCAGCCUGUUCUAAAUUUUGAAUUAAUGACAGGAUUUUAUGUUUUUAAUUUUUUGAGAAAUUUCUUUUUUUGUAAUAUUUUUAAUUUUUUUGAGAAAUAUUUUCUGUUUUCAUGAACUGACUGCAUUUCAUUUUAAUUUUUGUGAAUUGUGUCUUGUGUAAAAUAUUUUUGAUUUUCAUUCUUUUUUUUUUAAUUUUUGAAAUCCUUUUGGCGUUCAUGGGCCUCCGUAAAAAAAGCUGGUAUCAUAACAAAGUUUCAUUUACAACCUUGAACUGUUACUUUAUUGAUAGUUGAAAGAAUAAUAUGAGAGAUAAAUGUUGAAUAUCAUCCGUCAGGUUUCAGAUCCAGGUCUUUGUCCUUGAAGGUCCGAUUCGCUCCGACUCAAACUGGUUCUGUUUCUUAGAACAAGAUAAACAUGAAUGAACAUGAUUUUUCUGUUGGAGGAGCUGAAACUCUGUUUGCUUCAUUAUUUAGAGUAAAUACUGCUGAGAUUUACCAAAGACACACCUGUUUAAAACAAACACACCUUAUUUUUAUGAAAAAUAACAGAUGAAGCUUUUUUUAAAAUUUCUUUUCAGGCGACAAAAUCUUAUUUAAACAAAGUUCAGUCCAGAUCCGCAUCUUUAUUUGUGUUUCUGGAUCACAGUCGGAUGACUUUGAGCCUCUCUCUGUUUCUGUAGAUCUCUCUCUGGUUUGUCUCAUCUGCUGUUUUUUAUUUAAUCAUAUAAAUAUUUCCUUCUUUUCUCUCAGUGCCGGUCCAGUGUGAUUCCAGCUCCAUCGUGGUCUCGGUUCCUAAGGAUCUGGUUGGCGGUCUGGAGCUCACGCUGUCCAACUCGUCCUGUAGAGGCGUCUCUAACGGCACCCACAUCAACCUGAGCUUCAGCCUGAAGACCUGCGGCACGGUGGUGGAGGUCAAACUUUAGGAGGAUGUUUCAUUUUUACUAUCAUCACUUUAUUGAAACGUUCUCUCGGAUUAAACAGUCUCCUGUCUGAGUUUGGCUCAGUUUCAGACUGGACUUAAACCCUGACAAACCGAGGUCGUGACCUUAUUCACUGUUAGAUUCAGCAGCCAUCUGUUUCCUCUGCUUUCUCCAAAACAUGUCUGAGGAAGUCACUGAGACUGUGACGACUCAGAUUUAAUAAGACAUAAAAAAAGAAUAAAACCCUCAAAUAAGACAAACCCACCUUUAUCAGGAGGAAAUCAAACCCUCUGAAAUCUGGACCGAUGUGGCUGGUAUAUUUUUUAAACCAAGUCAGUUUUUAGAGAUGAUCAUUGAAAAACAAUAAAACAGAAACUUUUUAUUUAAAAUGUGAAAAUAUAAGUUCAUAACUUUACUUUAGAGUCAAACAUUAACCGAGUAAAUCCUGCAACAACAAAUGAAAUGUUCUUUAUUUAUUCAGCCCUUUACAACAACCCCUUCGGUGAUCCAAAGUGCUUUACAGAAGAAAAUAAAAAUGAAUAAAUAAAAACAACAAAAAGCAAUAAAAUAAAAUAAGAAUAAAAAGAAUAGAAUAAAGUGUCACCACGCUUCUGGGUGUUAACAGCCAGCAUAAAUAAAUACGUUUUCAAUCUAGAUUUAAAAAGGCCCAGGUCGGAGAUAAGUCUCAUUUCAGUGGGAAGUUUAUUCCAGAGUCUGGGACCAGCGACUGAAACGUCUCGAUCCCCCCAGUGUUUGUGUUUUGACCUCGGCACCUCCAGCAAAGGUUGGUCUGACGACCUCAGAGCUUUACCCAGCCCUCAAAUGGUUAAAAGCUCAGUUAAAUAGAUGGAGGCGAGGCCAUCAAGAGCUUUAAAAACAAACGUUAAAGGUUUAAAAUCAAUCCUGUUAGUGUUGGUUAAAAGACGCUAAAAUCCUAAAAGAUCUCCUAAAACUUACAGGCAGAGAUCAUAAAUCAUCGGUCGGACUCGUCCCCUCUGUCGCCCCCUGGUGGUGAAAUAAAAUCACCAUCGAGCCGCAGAGUCCUCUUCUACUUCUGAGACACUUGUGGACUCAGCUCUUGGUAGUUUGGUGAAGAUGAUGAUGAUGAAGAUAUUGUGGCUCCAUGGAGACGAUGAUAUGUUGUUAGUUGAAGUGGUGCAACUUUAUCAAAACAGUACUGAUAUUAGUGUAAUUUUGCAAAUGAACAAAAACAUCCACUAAAUCAAAUGAAUAAAUAUAUAUAUACUGUAUCUAUGUUGUUUUUUUAAUAUGUCCAACUUUAUCGUCCUGUCCGUCUGAAACUUCCCGCUGAGAUCUUUCUUUUCUACGACCUUCAGGUGACGAAUGAUAAGAUCGUCGGGACCAACCUGGUGACCGGUCUCCCCCGCAGCAGCCCGGGCAGCAGCAGAGACGUGAUCGUCCGCACCAGUAAGCUGGUCCUCCCGGUCACCUGCGAGUUCCCCAGAGAGUACCAGGUGUCGGACGGGUACCAGGCCAGUCUGCGCAGCUCCGCCCUGGAGCUGGCGAGUCACAGCGAGGGAGUCUUCCCGUUCGCCCUGGAGCUUUUCAAGAGCGCAGAGUUCUCCGAGCCGUACCGCACCCCGCCUCAGCUCCGCCUCCAGGAUCUGCUGUUCUUUGGGGUGGAGCCUAAAGAAAGGGUGGAGGGUCUCUCUGCUCUGGUGGAGAACUGCUUCGCCACGCCGGGACCCAGAGCCGACCAGGCGCUGAAGUAUUUCCUCAUCAAAGACGGGUAAGGAGCGAGACAUGGUUAUAAAAAUGGGAUAUGGUUAAAGAAAAGAGAUAUGGUUGAUAAAAAAAGAGAUACUGUUUUAAAAAAGAGAUGGUUAUAAAAAAAUAUGGUUAUAAAAAAACAUACUGUAAUAAAAAAAGGACAUAUGGUUAUAAAAAAUAUAUGGUGAUAAAAAAGAGAUUUGGUUUUAAAAAAGAGUUAGUUGUAUAAAAGAGAUACGGUUAUAAAAAAAGAAGAUGGAUAUAACAAAUAUGGUUAUUUAAAAAAGAGAUAUAGUUACAAAAAAGAGAUAUAGUUAUAGUUAUAAACGAAAUACGGAUAUAAAAAAGAAAUAUGGUUUAAAAAAAAUACGGUUAUAAGAAUGGGAUAUGGUUAAAAAAAGAGAUAUGGUUAGAAAAAAAUGAGAUACUGUUUUAAAAAAGAGAUGGUGAUAAAAAAAGAUGUGGUUAUAAAAAAACAUACUGUAAUAAAAAAAGGAGAUAUGGUUAUAUAAAAGACAUAUAGUUAUAAAAAGGGGGAAGUAGUUGUAGAGAAGAGAGAUAUGGUUAUAAAAAAGAGAUUUGUUUUUAAAAAAGAGUUAGUUGUUUAAAAGAGAUACGGUUAUUAAAAAGAUGGAUAUAACAAAUACGGUAAAAGAGAUAUAGUUAAAAAAAGAAAUAAGGUUAUAAAAUAGAGAGAAGUUUAUAACAAAAAGAGAUACAGUUAUAAAAAAAUAGGGUUAUAAAAAUAAGAUAUGGUUAUUUAAAAAAAAAAGAUAUGGUUUUAAAACAUCAAGUUUCAGGAAAUGUUCUUUCUUAUGUGAGCUUCUUCUGCCUUUACACCAUCUUUGCGGCCCCCUCUUUGCUCAGUCGGUGUCUGUGAGUCUGUUUUUAGGACCCCUGAAGCCCAUAAUAUCCAAAAACAUUUUCUGAAAACGUUCAUAAAACUGAAUCUUGAUGCAUAGAUUCAUUAAAAGUAAAUAUGAGCUCCAAAAACUGUCAUAGUUUUAAUAACAUCAGAGAAAGUUUGAGGUUUAAGAGAGAUUCACGACUGAGUUUCAUCUGCACAACAAAAAUCAUCUUUUAUUAGAAAUGUAGGAGGAGCAGAAAAACUAACAGAGGACCCAGAACGGGACCCUGAGGAACACCACAGGACAAAUCUGUCAAUAUUGAAGAGUGACUUUAAUGCAGGCGAGUUUUUUUUUAAUCAGAAAUCUCAAAAAUCUCCUUUUUUGUUGUAAAAGUCGUGGAUUUGUUACGUUUCUUUCUUCCUUCAUGAAAAUAAGCAGUUUGCUUGUUUUUGAGAUUUUUUGUUUCUCCUUUAAAAAGUUUAAAACCAGAAUUUUGUUCCUGCUGCUCACAGAUCUGUCGUUUAUCGUAUCAAAUAACGAGGAUGAAGCUUUUUUAUUAAACGCUCAGCACGCCAAAACACGUCUGAAUUCAUACGGACUGUCCCUUUAAAAGUGCGGCUGACUCACUUCAGACCCCGGACGUUUUGAAGAUGCGGUCUCAUUAAGUCCUCAUUGUAAACAUCACACCCAGCUGUUUCCACGCCGGCCCAUCAUCAGCUGCUUGGCGGUGAUAGGACAGGAAAUCUCUACUCCUUCUCGGAAAUGUCAGAUGAAAAAUGUUGGCGGCGGCGGCGUCUCUGCCAGUAAUGUGGAAAGAAGACGAGAAAAUCGAAGCUCAGAACCGCCUUAUUAUGCAGAGAGCGCUCACUCUCGCCAAACGGUUUCACCUCUGAAAUCAGAGCGAGGAUUUUCUUUCACCACUCCACGGACACGUUCAGGCGUGCUUUAAAUCUAUUUCUGUGAACUUCCUCCUCCAGAUCGGAGUGUUUGAGGAGCGUGGGCGGGCCGGCCUUGAUGAAGAGAGCGGUUAGAAAUAUAUACGGAUCACUGAGUCUGAGAGAGGAGAGACCAAAUAACUCCAUUUCCCUCUUUCUGCUGCAUCUUCAGGUGCAUCUCGGAUGAAACGGUGACUCAGUACUCGUCAAAGGACCAGCUCUCCAAGCACUACCAGGUCCCGGUCUUCAAGUUCAUUGGCAAGGACAACCGGGUGAGUAGAAGCGGCGUGCUGGGGGCCAGCUGGCGAGUUAAGUGUACUGGACUGUACUCUGAUUGUAUCUGUGUCUGCUUACAGCAAGUCUACCUGCACUGUCAGGUGUUGGUGUGCGGAGCGGGAGACUCCCGCUGCACUCAGCGCUGUCGAGGUCGAGUCCGGAGGGAGGUUCGGAGUGGUGACCCUCAGGAGGAGAGCACGCUCAGUGGAGGCCCCAUCUUCAUCCUGCCAUGAGUGACGCUGAAGCUGAGAGCCGCUUUUAUAAAACACCUGAUCUCUGCAGAGACGCACUGAGAUACUGAAACUACGACGUCAGAGCGACGGUUUAUUUAUCAGCAUUUAACUUGAACAUGUAGCACCAAGAGUUUCAGUCAACUUCAGUUUGACUUUAAUAAACGUGAGUUUACAAACCUG
Messenger RNA from Xyrichtys novacula (pearly razorfish), 12608 nucleotides. The record is from the annotation of a GenBank genome assembly. Lineage: Eukaryota; Metazoa; Chordata; Actinopteri; Labriformes; Labridae.